AGGCAAUCCAUCCAACAGUUGUUGAGAUAUUUCAGUCUGGACCGAACCGGUGCACCAAACCGACCAAAGACUUGUCCUCCAGCCAGUGAUUUAUCUCAGUUUAUUCUCUCAGGAAAAAGCGGCUGAACAUAUUUUUUCUCUCGCUGGCUAGAAGAAACAGGACAGCCGUCCGUGCCAAGGAGAAGGCGUAGACUUCCUCCAAACAUUUCCUCCGCCAUCUCCGCUUUCGAGACUCUAAAGUUUUGUGGAAUCUUUGAGACGAGAGGAGUUUUUCUCUUCUUUUUCUCCACUACCUGGACGUUUCAUUCCCUCCUCCUCUUUUUUUUUGCCACAAAACGACAGAGAGGAAUCUGAACUUCUGUAGACAUGGACUGGGGAACUGAUCUUUGGGACCAGUAUGAUGUCAUCGACAAGCAUACGCAAUCAGGCCUCGACCUGGUGGAACGUUACAUAAAGUUUGUGAAGGAACGGACAGAGAUCGAACAAAGCUACGCCAAGCAACUCAGGAGUCUGACAAAGAAAUAUGCCAAACGAGGGAGCAAGGAAGAGCUAGAUUGCAAAUUCAGCAAUCACGAAUCAUUGCAGGAGAUCCUUAACGAGCUGAACGAUUACGCCGGCCAACGGGAGCUCAUCGCUGAAAACAUGAUAACCGGCAUCUGUGUCGAACUCACAAAGUACCUUCAGGACCUCAAACAAGAACGCAAAACACACCUGUCUGAUGCCAAGAAGGCCCAGCAGAAUUUAGAGAGCAGCUUAAAACACCUAGAAAGUACUAAAAAACGCUUUGCCAAGGAGUGGGCAGAGGCUGAAAAAGCCACACAACAAGCAGAGAAAACAGAGAGUGACCUCAAUGCCACCAGGCUCGACGUCGAGAAAGCCAAGCAGCAUGCCCAUGCCCGUACACACACAGCAGAGGAGUGCAGGAACGACUAUGCAGCACAGCUCCAGAAAUACAACAAGGAACAGAACUUCUUCUACUACUCAGAGAUACCGCAGAUCUUCAACAAAAUGCAGGACAUGGAUGAGCGGAGGAUCCGGCGGCUGGCAGAGGGCUACUGCCAGUUUUCAGACAUCGAGAAGAAGGUGCUGCCCAUCAUCUCCAAAUGUCUAGAGGGAAUCUCUGUAGCAGGGGGGAAAAUUGAUGAGAAACAGGACUCAAUACUGUUCAUAGAGCAGCACAAGUCUGGUUUCGAGCGACCCGCAGAUGUGGAGUUUGAAGACUACACCCAGGGAAUCAAAGCAGCAACCUCCGACUCCAGCCUCAACCCACCGAAAGUGCGCGCCAAACUGUGGCCUUUCAGCAAGAAGCACAAGCCGCCUGCUGCAGAGGACUUCUCUCACCUUCCUCCGGAGCAGAGGAAGAAGAGGCUGCAGGGAAAGAUUGAUGAAAUCUCCAAAGAUCUGCACAAGGCACAGGACCAGAGUGACGCUCUGGAGAAGAUGAAGGGUGUGUAUGAGCAGAAUCCACAGAUGGGAGACCCCUCUAGCCUGGAGCCUCAGAUCACAGAGACUGCCCAAACCAUUGGGCGCCUGAGGGGGGAGCUCACCAAAUAUGAGACGUGGCUGUCAGAAGCAGUGGGAGGAGAAGAAUCUUCCAACACCAUCAACAAUAAUACUCCGCAUGGCGUUGUAACAGCUGACCAGCCUCAGAACAUCUACUCAGAGUUUGAUGAUGAGUUUGAUGACACAGAGACUCCUCUUGGCCAAUGCACAGCUCUGUACACCUUUGAAGGCAACAGCGAGGGCACCAUUUCCAUUACAGAGGGAGAGCAGCUGAGUAUAAUGGAGGAUGAUAAAGGAGAUGGAUGGAUGAGAGUCCUUAGAGCCAGUGGAGAGGAGGGUUAUAUACCUUCAUCCUAUGUCAAACUCACCCCGUAACACUCACACACACACACACACAUACACACACACUCUCACAUACACACACAGAGCUUGUGAUGGAAAGCAAGUUAAGAGCCAAAGGUGAAUACAAAGUCAUCCCAGAUAAUUGGAGCUUUUCUAUAUUUUUUAUCUCAGCUAGUGACGUGUACGGCGAGAUGAAAGCGAGUGAUUAUAAAGCUUGUUAUCAAGGCUCAUUGCAAUAUCAUACACUCCCUGUCUCUGCUCGCUGUGGCAGGAGAGGCCGUCUGUAAACACAGACUGUCACUUCUGCCUGAUCUUUAUCGAUUCCACUUCUUUAAAAAAAACAAACUUUUGAAUGUAUGCCUGAACUUUUUGUCACAAUGUUAAGUGACGACUCAUGUAACAUAUUCAGCAUCAUAGUAGCUUAAUGCUACAUUCUUUUGCAUAAAUGUAUCCAUUCACUUGACUUUUUCCCACUGCCAUUUCUAACAACCUGCUGAACUUUUUCUUUUUGUUAACACCAACCCUCUGUUCAAGCCCCUUUUCCUGAUAAGAUAAUGUGAGUUUUUUUUUUUUUUUUUUUUUAUCAUAGUAAUGUGAUAUUUUAUGAUUUAUAACUGGAUGAAAACCACUACUCAAGGGAGUGCACAAGUUAUAAUAUCCCUCAAUGGACAGUCGUGUGAAAAGGUUCACAUUUUAGUCUUAGCUUUAAAACAGUCAGGUACCUAAAUGAACAUUGAUUUGUUUUUCUUGCUGUAAUUAUUCCUCCAUAAUGCAUUUCUCUCUGCAAAGAUGUGUUUAAAAGAUUAUUUGAAGCUAAUACGGCUUCAGGCUUCAGCCUUCAGCCAUCCAAAUUAGUCAAAUGAAUUCAAAAUCGUUUAGUGCCCAAUUCCCUCUUUUUUGAUACUAUCCUUCCACUGCAGCUGAACAGGAAAAACACUGUCCGGACUGUAAAUGUGGAAAAUAUCCCAUUUAUUUGACUA
Thunnus maccoyii (southern bluefin tuna) is the source of this 2825-nucleotide messenger RNA. RefSeq names its product cdc42-interacting protein 4 homolog. The transcript has 15 exons. Gene Ontology annotation, biological process: signal transduction. Lineage: Eukaryota; Metazoa; Chordata; Actinopteri; Scombriformes; Scombridae. Bases 367 to 1878 code for a protein of 503 amino acids. Gene Ontology annotation, molecular function: protein binding. The record is from RefSeq and is a predicted model, not a curated record.